Molecule: messenger RNA, 3200 nt
Organism: Gorilla gorilla gorilla (western lowland gorilla)
Lineage: Eukaryota; Metazoa; Chordata; Mammalia; Primates; Hominidae
Gene: ZNF674
Product: zinc finger protein 674
Exons: 6
Coding region: 236-1981 (581 amino acids)
Biological process (GO): regulation of transcription by RNA polymerase II
Cellular component (GO): nucleus
Molecular function (GO): DNA-binding transcription activator activity, RNA polymerase II-specific; RNA polymerase II cis-regulatory region sequence-specific DNA binding
Source: RefSeq, a predicted model, not a curated record
GGGAAGCGGAAAUGCUCGGCUGACCCGGAGGGUGGCGCUUCGUUCACACUGGCUGUUGUCAUCCGCCCCUGAGGUUUCAGGCUGUCGGCAGUGAAGGUCAGAGUGCAGACCUGAGACCACUGCUCACCCACUUCAGACUCCAGUUUAUCUGUGCCCCGGCUUCCCCACUUAGUCGCAGAAGACUUAGGCUGAGGCCCCAGGAAGAGAUCUCUAUCCUUUGCAGGAGCACAACAAGAUGGCCAUGUCCCAGGAAUCAUUGACCUUCAAGGACGUGUUUGUGGACUUCACCCUGGAGGAGUGGCAGCAACUGGACUCUGCCCAGAAGAACCUCUACAGGGAUGUCAUGCUUGAGAACUACAGCCACCUGGUGUCCGUGGGGCAUCUAGUUGAGAAGCCAGAUAUGAUCUUCAGGUUGGGACCAGGUGAAGAGUCCUGGAUGGCAGAUGGAGGGACCCCGGUACAGACCUGUGCAGGUGAGGACAGGCCAGAAGUCUGGCAAGUUGACGAGCAGAUAGAUCACUACAAGGAAAGCCAAGACAAACUUCUGUGGCAAGCUGCAUUCAUAGGCAAGGAAACACUGAAGGAUGAAAGCGGUCAAGAAUGUAAAAUAUGUAGAAAAAUCAUUUAUCUCAACACAGACUUUGUUUCUGUAAAACAAAGACUCCCUAAAUAUUAUUCAUGGGAAAGGUGUUCAAAACAUCAUUUAAACUUUCUUGGUCAAAAUAGAAGCUAUGUAAGAAAGACAGAUGAUGGAUGUAAAGCAUAUUGGAAAGUAUGCCUCCAUUAUAAUCUUCAUAAAGCUCAACCUGCAGAGAGAUUUUUUGACCCUAAUCAACAAGGGAAAGCCCUCCACCAAAAGCAAGCCCUUAGAAAAAGUCAGAGAAGUCAAACUGGGGAGAAGCUCUACAAAUGUACUGAAUGUGGAAAAGUGUUUAUCCAGAAAGCAAACUUAGUUGUACAUCAAAGAACUCACACCGGAGAGAAACCUUAUGAAUGCUGCGAAUGUGCAAAAGCCUUCAGCCAGAAGUCAACCCUCAUAGCACACCAGAGAACUCACACAGGGGAGAAGCCCUAUGAAUGCAGUGAAUGUGGAAAAACCUUUAUCCAGAAGUCAACUCUGAUUAAACAUCAACGAACUCAUACAGGAGAGAAACCAUUUGUAUGUGACAAAUGUCCAAAAGCCUUUAAGAGUUCAUAUCAUCUUAUUAGACAUGAAAAAACACACAUUAGACAAGCAUUUUAUAAAGGUAUUAAAUGUACUACGUCCAGCCUUAUAUAUCAAAGAAUUCACACAAGUGAGAAACCUCAGUGCAGUGAACAUGGGAAAGCCUCUGAUGAGAAGCCCAGUCCCACUAAACAUUGGAGAACUCAUACAAAAGAGAACAUUUAUGAGUGUAGUAAAUGUGGGAAAAGCUUCAGAGGAAACUCACACCUCUCUGUUCAUCAGAGAAUUCAUACAGGAGAGAAACCCUAUGAAUGUAGUAUAUGUGGGAAGACUUUCAGUGGAAAGUCACACCUCUCUGUCCAUCAUAGAACUCAUACAGGAGAGAAACCUUAUGAAUGCAGAAGAUGUGGGAAAGCCUUUGGGGAGAAGUCAACCCUUAUUGUACAUCAGAGAAUGCAUACAGGAGAGAAACCCUAUAAAUGCAACGAAUGUGGGAAAGCCUUUAGUGAGAAGUCACCACUGAUUAAACAUCAGAGAAUUCAUACAGGAGAGAGACCCUAUGAAUGCACUGACUGUAAAAAAGCCUUCAGUAGGAAGUCAACUCUCAUCAAACAUCAGAGAAUUCAUACAGGAGAAAAACCUUACAAAUGUAGUGAAUGUGGGAAGGCCUUCAGUGUGAAAUCAACUCUCAUUGUGCAUCACAGAACUCAUACAGGAGAGAAACCUUAUGAAUGCAGAGACUGUGGGAAAGCAUUCAGUGGGAAGUCAACUCUCAUUAAACAUCAGAGAAGUCACACAGGAGGUAAAAACCUAUGAUUAUACUUGAGAAUGGGAUAAUUAUACUAGUAGUUAUUUGUCAUUUGACUAUUACUAGUCUCAUUAUUUGUCAAAUAAUCAUGGGGAGUAAUCUUAUAAAUGUCCAGAAUAUUGGAAAUUCUUCAUAUGUUAAUGUUCAUUUAACUUAAUAAAAAGUACAAAAGUAUAAUUCCAGAGGUGUCAAUAAAUGUGAUCAGUUUUUUCACCCAGAAUUCUUCACCCAGGAGUGAAGAACUGUAUGUCAAAUAAUUCAAAAGGGGCAAAACUGAAUGUAGUUAUGUGGGAAAGCCUUCAGAAAUAAUUUAAGUGGCACUGUUUAUCAGAGUAUGUAUGCCGAGGAAAACUAAGAAUUUAGUGAGCUUAUAAAACCAUGGUAGCCAGGCAUGGUAGGUAGCUCACACCUGUAAUCCUAGCACUUUUGGGAGGCUGAGGUGGGCAGAUUGCUUGAGCUCACAAGUUUGAGACCAGCCUGGGCAACAUGGCAAAACUCUGUCUCUACAAAAAAUACAAAAGUUAUCUGAGUGUAGUGGUGCAUACCUUUAGUCCCAGCUACUCAGGAGGUUGAAGUAGGAUGGCUUGAGCCCAGGAGGCUGAGGUUGCAGUGAACUGAGAUCGUGCCACUGCACUCCAGCCUGGGCAUUAUAGCCAGACCUUGUCAAAUAAAUAAAUAAACAAACCCAUGGUAGAAAUGAGAGGAAUCAUGCUCUAUAUUCUUUUAUUAAUAGAGACAGGGUCUUGCUAUGUUGCCCAGGCUGGUCCUGAACUUGUAGCGUUAAUUGAUCCUCCCACCUUUGCCUCCCAAAGCACUUGGAUUAUAGAUAUGAGCCACCACACUUACCAUGUUCUUUACCAAACAUUUUGUGGAAGAGGUGUAGAGGUGGCAAACAAUUAUAAAUUUAAGAUAUGUUCACUGUGGAGUAGAGUAUGAUUAUUUAUUUAUUUAGAGAUGGAGUUUCGCUCUUGUCGCCCAGGCUGGAGUGCAGUGGCACGAUCUUGGCUCACUGCAGCCUCUGCCUCCCAGGUUCAAGUGAUUCUCCUGCCUCAGCCUCCCAAGUAGCUGGGAUUACAGGCACCCACCACCACACCCGGCUAAUUCUUUUUUUUUUUUUUGUAGAGACGCGGUUUUGCCAUGUUGGGCAGGCUGGUCUCGAACUCCUGACCUCAGGUAAUCCGCCCGCCUCAGCCUCCCAAAGUGCUGGGAUUACAGGCGAGAGCCACC